UCGGGCCGGCAUCCCUCUGCGAGUGCGCCUGAAGAACCUGUUAGAUACGUGUCUGUUUUUUUUUCUGGUGUGGCGGGGAGAGGAGAGCUUCAGCUGUGGGGAGCUGCUUUUGGGCUUCACGGAUAUCAUGGCGGUGUGAGCGUGGCAGUCGGGGAGAGGGGUGAAGGCGCGCGGUGGAUGAAGGUCGCUGUGCGGCACUUUGGGAGAACUGCUGCAAGCCCAGCGUCUGAUUCUGGUGAGCACGCGGGACGUGAGCUCAAGGGUGCACAGGACACCGUGUGGAGUCAGCUGCCGGUCCUCUGCAUCCCACCACCCUGAGGCCAAGUAGGAGUUUUCUUUGGAGAAGGCGGCCGACUGCCUGAGAAGGCGAGCAGGUCCCAGCUGUGGAGGGUGAGGGCUGCUGCGUGGGAGUUUGCCUUGUGGGGACUCCAAUAUAUGAGUGCAAACAAAACUAACUUUUCUAAUCUGGUGGUGUAUGAGCCAGGCUGUUUGCUAUCAUGGGGAACAGCCUUUUUGCAAACUGCUGCAGGCAUGUCACCGAUCUAAUCUUCCAGACACGCAGCUUUAACUCGCCUGAUGAGAGGUCGCCCCUCUUACCGAAGCCUCCCACGAGCUGCACCGUCUGCCCGGAGAUGCCAGAAGCUACCCAGUGUGCUGGGCCGUAUCCAGACAUCAUCCCCAGCGAGGCGGUGACCGGAAGCCUGCAGAAGUGCACCGAAUACCUUCAAGACCUAUCCGAGGCCAAGGGCGAAGAAGGAACGGUGACGGUCUGUGAUAAGAGCUGUUUGAGACCCGGCGUUGGUGCUGCUGGCCUGCUCCGGCAGGCAGAGGCAUCCCGUGCGGUGGCUGUCCUUCCAGCCGACCUUGGGGAAGGGCCGGCAGGGCUGGUCGGUCAUGCUCAGUCGCUUGAGGCCUGCCAGAGCUGUGUGAAACUUGAGGACAGCGGCUUAGCCCAUAGAUCCUGCUGCCGGGAGGAGCACGUGGCAGCAGCUGAUGGGGGGGAUGCGGCCCCUGGAGCACAUCCUGCCAGCCGGGGCCACGGUGAGGGACGAGCAGCCUUGCUUUUAGACACAGCCUUAGUGGGUCCGGACAGCGUGCUGAAAUGCAGAGGUACUGCUCCCUCCCCGGGGAGCUCUGGGACACCUUCCUCUGCUCUGCCAGCAAGCAUGGGGAAAAUGCUGCCGUCCCAGAGGACAGUUGUGCUGCCUGUCCCCCCUGGCAAGGUGUCAUCUAAGACUCGGAACACAAGUACUGGUUUUGUAGUGACAGACCCCGCCGCCUGCCCCGGCGGCAGGUCAAGCUGUGAUCCUGACUCUCGGGCGCAGGGACUGCCCUCAAAGCAGCACCAGCAGAAGAAGAAGAGGAAGAAAAAGAAGUUCACACUUCUAGAGCACCCGUCUGGCGUGGCACUGAUGAAUGGCAGCGGCCCACACGAGAGCCUCAAGGGCGAGAAGGAUGCCAGGCAGAACGGUCACGAGGAGGCUGACCCAGGAGAAGAUGGGAACGACCAGGAGGUCAUUGUCAUACAGGACACAGGAUUUACCGUCAAGAUCUGUGCGCCAGGGAUAGAGCCCUUUUCCCUGCAGGUCUCUCCUCAAGAGAUGGUGCAAGAGAUCCACCAAGUUUUGAUGGACCGUGAAGAUACCUGCCAUCGGACUUGCUUCUCUCUGCAGCUGGAUGGCAAUGUCCUCGACAACUUUGCUGAGCUGAAAACUAUUGAAGGACUGCAGGAGGGCUCGCUGCUGAAAGUGGUGGAAGAGCCAUACACAGUGCGAGAAGCCAGGAUACAUGUGCGUCACAUUCGGGACCUACUGAAGAGUCUUGACCCAUCAGAUGCUUUCAAUGGUGUGGACUGUAAUUCACUGUCCUUCCUGAGUGUCUUCACUGAAGGAGACCUGGGAGACAGUGGAAAACGGAAGAAGAAAGGUACCGAAAUGGAACAAAUUGACUGCACCCCUCCUGAACAUAUCCUGCCAGGUAGCAAAGAGAGACCCCUGUGUGCCCUUCAGCCCCAGAACAGAGACUGGAAGCCUUUGCAGUGCCUAAAGGUAUUGACGAUGAGUGGCUGGAACCCUCCACCUGGUAACCGGAAAAUGCAUGGGGACCUCAUGUAUUUAUAUGUCAUCACAGUGGAGGAUCGGCACGUCAGUAUCACUGCAUCCACUCGAGGAUUUUACUUGAAUCAGUCUACUGCAUACAACUUCAAUCCCAAACCUGCAAACCCCAGUUUUCUCAGUCAUUCCUUGGUGGAACUACUUAACCAGAUCAGCCCUACCUUCAAAAAAAACUUUGCCGCUCUGCAGAAGAAACGGGUUCAGAGACACCCUUUUGAAAGGAUAGCCACUCCUUUCCAAGUGUACAGCUGGACGGCUCCGCAAGCAGAACAUGCCAUGGACUGUGUCCGGGCAGAAGACGCUUAUACUUCUAGACUGGGCUAUGAAGAGCACAUACCUGGACAGACCAGAGACUGGAAUGAGGAGCUGCAGACCACGCGAGAGCUGCCGCGCAAGAACCUGCCCGAGAGGCUGCUGAGAGAACGAGCCAUUUUCAAGGUUCACAGCGACUUCACUGCAGCAGCAACAAGAGGUGCUAUGGCUGUCAUUGAUGGCAAUGUCAUGGCCAUCAACCCCAGUGAAGAGACCAAGAUGCAGAUGUUCAUCUGGAACAACAUUUUCUUCAGCUUGGGCUUUGACGUCCGUGACCACUACAAGGACUUUGGUGGAGAUGUUGCUGCUUAUGUAGCUCCUACCAAUGAUCUCAAUGGUGUGCGGACCUAUAAUGCUGUGGAUGUAGAAGGGCUGUACACGCUGGGGACUGUAGUGGUGGAUUACAGAGGUUACAGGGUGACGGCUCAGUCUAUUAUUCCUGGCAUCUUGGAACGGGAGCAGGAGCAGAGCGUCAUCUAUGGGUCAAUAGACUUUGGCAAGACAGUUGUCUCGCACCCCAAGUAUCUGGAGCUGCUGGAGAAGACCAGCAGGCCGCUUAAGAUCCAGAAGCACAAAGUCCUCAAUGACAAGAAUGAGGAGGUGGAGCUGUGCUCCUCGGUGGAGUGCAAAGGCAUUAUUGGCAAUGAUGGGCGUCACUACAUCCUGGACCUGCUCCGCACUUUCCCUCCAGAUCUAAACUUCCUGCCUGUUGAAGGGGAGGAGAUGCCAGAGGAAUGUAAGAAAAUGGGAUUCCCCAAGCAGCACAGACACAAGCUUUGCUGUCUCCGGCAAGAGCUUGUUGAUGCCUUUGUAGAACACAGGUAUCUCUUAUUCAUGAAGCUGGCUGCGCUGCAGCUGAUGCAGCAGAAAGCCAACAAGCAGGAGAGCUCAGGUGCGCUGGAAAAUGGUGCCUCUCCGGAGAACGGUACUGCAGACAGUGAGAAAUCUGAGUCAGAGGAUGGUAAAAUAGACGAUAACGUGACUGGACUUGAUCAGGUGAAAGAGCUUGCUGAGACCAUUGCAUCUGAUGAUGGAACAGUGGAUCCCAAAAGCAGAGAAGUGAUUCGAAAUGCUUGCAAGGCUGUAGGCUCCAUUAGUGACACGUCAUUUGACAUUCGGUUUAACCCAGAUAUUUUCUCACCAGGUGUUCGUUUUCCCGAGUCUAGCAAAGAGGAGGUGCAGGAUCAGAAGCAGUUGCUGAAGGAUGCUGCUGCGUUCUUGCUGUCGUGCCAGAUCCCAGGUUUGGUCAAAGACUGUCUGGAUCACACAGUGCUCCCAAUGGAUGGGGCUACCUUAGCAGAGGCCAUGCACCAGAGGGGCAUCAACAUGCGUUAUCUAGGCAAAGUGAUCAACUUCAUCACCAAGACCCCUGGCCGUGCUCAGCUGGAUCACAUUUUUAAAAUAGGAAUCAGUGAAUUGAUCACUCGAUCGGCUAAACACAUCUUCAAGACGUACCUCCAGGGUGUGGAGCUGUCGGGUUUAUCAGCAGCCAUCAGCCACUUCCUCAAUUGCUUUCUAAGCUCCUUUCCAAAUCCCAUUGCCCAUCUUCCAGCUGAUGAGCUGGUCUCCAAGAAAAAGAAUAAGAAAAGGAAAAACAGGAACCUUGGAAAUGCCGAUAACACUGCAUGGGCCAGCAUGACCCCGCAGGAGCUUUGGAAGAAUAUUUGUUCAGAAGCAAAGAACUACUUCGAUUUUAGUCUUGAAUGUGAGAAUGCUGACCAAGCAGCUGAAGUGUAUAAUCUACAGAAAAUCACCCUGCUCCGUGAAAUCUCCCUCAAAACUGGAGUCCAAAUACUGCUGAAAGAGUACAACUUUGACAACAGGCACAAGCCCACCUUCACAGAAGAGGAUAUUCUCAACAUCUUCCCUGUAGUGAAGCACGUAAACCCUAAAGCCUCCGAUGCUUUCCACUUCUUCCAGAGCGGGCAAGCAAAGGUUCAGCAAGGUUUCUUGAAGGAGGGCUGCGAGCUCAUCAAUGAAGCCUUAAACUUGUUCAACAAUGUGUAUGGUGCUAUGCAUGUAGAAAUCUGUGCCUGCCUGAGGCUGCUAGCUCGUCUCAACUAUAUCAUGGGAGAUUAUUCAGAGGCCUUAAGUAAUCAGCAGAAAGCAGUGCUAAUGAGCGAGAGGGUCCUGGGUAUUGAACAUCCCAACACAAUUCAAGAAUACAUGCACCUUGCUUUGUACUGCUUUGCGAACAGCCAGCUCUCUACAGCAUUGAACUUACUGUACCGUGCACGCUACCUCAUGCUAUUGGUAUUUGGGGAAGAUCACCCAGAAAUGGCACUCUUAGAUAACAACAUUGGCUUGGUGCUCCACGGGGUUAUGGAGUAUGACCUGUCCCUCCGGUUCCUGGAGAACGCGCUGGCCAUCAGCUCCAAGUAUCAUGGCUCCAAGUCUUUGAAAGUUGCACUAAGCCACCACUUGGUAGCCCGAGUGUAUGAGAGCAAAGCAGAAUUCCGGUCAGCUCUGCAGCACGAGAAGGAAGGCUACACCAUCUACAAAAACCAGCUUGGAGAACACCAUGAAAAGACCAAAGAGAGCUCUGAGUACUUGAAAUACCUGACUCAGCAAGCAGUCGCUCUUCAACGCACAAUGAACGAGAUUUACAAGAAUGGCUCCAAUGCAAACAUCAUGCCACUUAAGUUCACAGCUCCCAGUAUGGCCAGUGUCCUGGAGCAGCUCAACAUUAUCAAUGGGAUUCUCUUCAUUCCACUAAGCCAAAAAGACUUGGAAAACCUUAAAGCAGAGGUGCAGCGACGCCAGCAGCUCCAGGAAAGCAUAAAAAGUGGUGAACAGCUGGAACCAGAGGACAAAGCUGUGGAGGAGAAAGAGGCUGAGCCAAGCAUGCCUUCUGCUGAGAUCCCCUUAACACAGAGCUCUGCUUAAUGUGUACCUCGCUUAAAAAAAAAAAAAGUUUAAACCACCCUUUUCUGAAUCUGACCCAGGGUCUCGGACUCCCCUGGAGCAGCUCCUCCUUUUUUGACAAUGUUAUUGCACUGGUACAAUUAAUACACAAUGCAAAGAACUAAUCUGAGAAAUGUAAUCUGUCUGACUGAGCUUGUGUCUGCCACGUGAAGGGGAAGGUGGCCAGGAUGCAGCAGCAUACGAAAGACCCAUCCUAGGUGAGCGGAGCCAGAGGCUGUCACGCCUGUGUGUGUGCGUACGUGUUGUGUGUGUGUGUGCGUAUCAUCAGUUAUUUCUACUUUGUACAUAUGAAUUCCAAAUGAACUGUCUUGAGGUAUGUAACAUUUCUCAGGUCAUUUUUAUGUUGACUAAGGACACUGCUUUGCUAAAACAGUACAAAACCAGCCCCAUCCACUGCUCAGCGUUCUUGUAAAAUGUGGAUUCCAAGCCAAAAGAUUUCUUUCCCCCCAGUCACUAUCCCGAUUUGUGCUAAGACAACUAAGCAGCCAUAUUUGUAUUGCUCAGAUGACUGAAGCCUGUAAUGUGUGAGUAAAAAUGGGGGAAUGUACAGCAUUUUCUACAUCAGGAUAUAGCCAUUGGAUUCCAUUAACCAUUUUUUUCUACUUUUGGUUGGCAGUGCUGAAAUUCAGUGGGGUUUUGUAACAUUCACAUUCUAAUUUUCAAGGUAAAGAUAUAGAUAGAGAGAUAUAGAGAUAUAUAUAUAUAUAUGAAUGAUACUCACAGUUCCACCUCUCUGCUCUGCUUGCAGCUGAGUAACUUAGGAUACUGUAUCCAAAGAGUGAGGGCUUGAUGUUUAAAAAAAGCGCACAAACUUCCAUUACAAUGGAAACCCCAGUGCCUAGGAGAGAUUGAUAAUGGCAUCAAAUGAGGUCUGAACUAAAGUAAUUUAGCAGGAAAUCGUGGCCCUAUUAAAAGGGCAAGGGAAGAGGGGAGGAAAAGUCAGAAAUAGGGACUUGGUCUCAUUUGCAAUAGCAACUGUAACACAGAGCUGAUGGAUUUUAACCUGACAGGCAAGUUGAACCAGAUUGGAAUCGCGGGUUUCCCACAAGCUGAAAUCACUAGGCUUUGGGGAGGGGGGUUAAACAAAAACUAAAAUUCCCACAGCACUGAAACCUAUGGCUAAGACCUUCUUAAAUGACUUUUGCACACUGGUUUUGAGAUUGUUGCCAGGGGAGCUUCCAUUGCUGGCAAUGGAUGUUACUGAAAUGGCAGAUGCCACUAAACAAAUCCUUACGUCCCCUCCCCAUCACACACACGUCCCGUGGCAGUUGUCAAUGACUAGCGCGUGCUCCCCUGGCCGCGCCAGUCACAAAGCAGGUAAGAUGUGGCCACCGCAGGCCAUGGUGUGCCGACAGAGUUGAAUGUCCUUUUUUCCAAACAGAUCAAGCUGUAGAACGCAGCCACCCUGUGCUGACAAAGGAGUCCGGUCUUUCUCUCUCUCGUGUUGUCUGUCAUGGAUAGUACCCUGUGCUAAUUUGCAUUGCUUCUUUUACUGACCUUCUGGAGAACAAGUGCUGUCACUGUGCUCUGUACCCUUGGUUUCCUGUACUACAUUACAGGUAUUUGUAACUCUUGGUGGGGGGGAAGGGAAGGAGGGGAGUAGCCUCCAAGUUGUGAGAGGCGGCAAAGCAGGAGGAGUCUUUACUGCAAAAGAACUUGCUCCUAUUAGAAAAAUUCUGAAUUUCCUGGAAGGCAAUCAAUAAAUGACUACAGUGCAUCUUUCCUACAAGAUUUUUCUUUUGCUAGUCUCUUUCAGUCCAUUAAAAGCUUUUUAAACUGU
Molecule: messenger RNA, 7131 nt
Organism: Aptenodytes forsteri (emperor penguin)
Lineage: Eukaryota; Metazoa; Chordata; Aves; Sphenisciformes; Spheniscidae
Gene: CLUH
Product: clustered mitochondria homolog
Exons: 26
Coding region: 498-5312 (1604 amino acids)
Biological process (GO): intracellular distribution of mitochondria
Cellular component (GO): cytoplasm
Molecular function (GO): protein binding; mRNA binding
Source: RefSeq, a predicted model, not a curated record